Messenger RNA from Sus scrofa (pig), 5008 nucleotides. RefSeq names its product HECT and RLD domain containing E3 ubiquitin protein ligase 3 (gene HERC3). The record is from RefSeq and is a predicted model, not a curated record. Gene Ontology annotation, biological process: protein ubiquitination; ubiquitin-dependent protein catabolic process. Gene Ontology annotation, cellular component: cytoplasm. Gene Ontology annotation, molecular function: ubiquitin protein ligase activity. Lineage: Eukaryota; Metazoa; Chordata; Mammalia; Artiodactyla; Suidae.
CCGUCCUUCACCCAAGCGCAUUCCGCCGCCCGCAGGCUUGCGGGGAAACUUCCUUAUUAUUGUGACGCCGAAAUCCGAGAAACCCCGAGCCGGGCCGGUGGCGCUCUUACCGUCGGAAUCCCGAGCGGCGGUGCGGCGGCCGCCAAGAUUUGCCACGCGAGGCGGACCCAUUCUGGCCUGUAGUGCAGAUGCCGAGUGCGUGACCUGUGCCUUUUUAUGCCUUUCCUGAAAGCCUGGAGAGUUCAGAGAGUGAGUCAGAUAGUAGUUAUUCCAGCUGUCUUCUAGGCUGCAUGACUCCCUGAAGGACACAAACCAUGUUAUGCUGGGGAUAUUGGUCUCUGGGCCAGCCUGGGAUCAGCACUAACCUGCAGGGGAUCGUGGCCGAGCCUCAGGUGUGUGGAUUCAUCUCGGACCGAAGCGUCAAGGAGGUGGCCUGCGGUGGAGACCACUCCGUGUUCCUGCUGGAGGAUGGCGAGGUCUACACCUGCGGUCUGAACACCAAGGGGCAGCUGGGCCACGAGAGGGAAGGAAACAAGCCAGAGCAAAUUGGAGCAUUGGCAGAUGAGCACAUUGUCCAUGUGGCGUGUGGCGAGUCCCACAGCCUGGCCCUCAGUGACCGGGGCCAGCUGUUUUCUUGGGGUGCAGGCAGCGAUGGUCAGCUGGGACUCAUGACGACCGAGGAGUCGGUGGCGGUGCCCAGGUUAAUACAGAAGCUGAACCAGCAGACAAUAUUACAAGUUUCCUGUGGCAACUGGCAUUGCUUGGCUCUUGCAGCUGAUGGUCAGUUCUUCACAUGGGGCAAGAACAGCCACGGGCAGCUGGGCCUGGGGAAGGAGUUCCCCUCCCAAGCCAGCCCGCAGAGAGUGAGGUCCCUGGAGGGCAUCCCGCUGGCGCAGGUGGCUGCAGGAGGGGCCCACAGCUUUGCCCUGUCUCUCUCAGGAGCCGUUUUUGGCUGGGGGAUGAAUAACGCAGGGCAGCUGGGGCUCAGUGACGAGGAAGACCGAGAGUCUCCCUGCCAUGUGAAGCUCCUCCGAGCACAAAAAGUCGUCUAUAUCAGCUGUGGAGAAGAACAUACAGCCGUUCUCACAAAAAGUGGAGGUGUGUUUACCUUUGGUGCUGGUUCCUGCGGGCAACUUGGCCAUGAUUCCAUGAACGAUGAGGUGAAUCCGAGAAGAGUUCUGGAGCUGAUGGGCAGUGAAGUCACUCAGAUUGCUUGUGGCAGACAACACACUCUAGCCUUCGUGCCUUCUUCUGGACUCAUCUAUGCAUUCGGCUGUGGAGCAAGAGGUCAACUGGGAACUGGACACACUUGUAACGUGAAGUGCCCAUCUCCUGUGAAGGGUUACUGGGCUGCCCACAGUGGCCAGCUUUCAGCCAGAGCUGAUCGCUUCAAAUAUCAUAUUGUUAAGCAGAUCUUCUCUGGAGGAGACCAAACUUUUGUACUUUGCUCCAAAUAUGAGAAUUCUUCUCCUGCUGUUGACUUCAGGACAAUGAAUCAAGCACAUUACACCAGUUUAAUAAAUGAUGAAACCAUAGCGGUUUGGAGACAAAAACUCGCAGAACACAACAAUGCCAAUACCAUCAAUGGUGUUGUUCAGAUAUUAUCUUCUGCAGCCUGCUGGAAUGGAAGUUUUCUCGAGAAAAAAAUUGAUGAGCAUUUUAAAACAAGUCCCAAAAUCCCUGGGAUUGACCUGAACUCAACUCGAGUGUUAUUUGAGAAGUUAAUGAACUCUCAGCACUCCGUGAUUCUGGAACAGAUCUUAAAUAGCUUUGAAAGCUGCCUGAUUCCUCAGUUGUCGAGUUCGCCGCCAGAUGUCGAAGCCAUGCGAAUCUACUUGAUACUCCCGGAGUUUCCCCUGCUCCAGGAUUCCAAGUAUUACAUAACGCUGACUAUCCCCCUGGCUAUGGCCAUUCUGCGUCUGGAUACAAACCCCAGCAAAGUCUUAGAUAACUGGUGGUCUCAGGUAUGCCCGAAAUAUUUCACGAAGCUGGUAAACCUCUAUAAAGGGGCUGUCGUGUAUCUGCUGAGAGGAAGGAAGACGUUCUUAAUUCCUGUGCUGUUUAACAAUUACAUCACAGCCGCGCUCAGGCUCUUGGAGAAGUUGUACAAGGUCAAUCUUAAAGUGAAGCAUGUGGAGUAUGAUACGUUUUACAUUCCUGAGAUCUCCAGUCUCGUGGACAUCCAGGAAGACUACCUCAUGUGGUUCUUGCAUCAAGCAGGCAUGAAAGCUAGACCAUCUAUAAUACAGGAUACUGUAACACUCUGUUCCUACCCUUUCAUCUUUGAUGCCCAAGCCAAGACCAAAAUGUUACAGACUGAUGCUGAACUGCAGAUGCAGGUGGCGGUCAACGGGGCCAACCUGCAGAAUGUCUUCAUGCUUCUCACCCUGGAGCCUCUGCUGGCCAGAAGCCCCUUCCUGGUCCUUCACGUGCGCAGGAACAACCUUGUUGGGGACGCCCUGCGAGAGCUGAGCAUCCAUUCUGACAUCGAUCUGAAAAAGCCUCUCAAGGUCAUUUUUGAUGGCGAAGAAGCAGUGGAUGCCGGUGGUGUCACAAAGGAGUUCUUCCUUUUACUAUUAAAAGAGCUGUUGAAUCCCAUCUAUGGAAUGUUUACCUACUACCAGGACUCCAAUCUCCUGUGGUUUUCAGAUACGUGUUUUGUAGAGCACAACUGGUUUCACUUGAUUGGCAUAACCUGCGGUCUGGCCAUCUACAACUCCACGGUGGUCGACCUGCACUUCCCGCUGGCGCUCUAUAAGAAGCUCCUGAACGUGCAGCCCGGCCUGGAAGACCUGAAGGAGCUGUCCCCCGCGGAAGGAAGGAGUCUUCAGGAGCUUUUAGAUUACCCCGGGGAAGAUAUCGAGGAGACCUUCUGCCUCAACUUCACGAUUUGUCGCGAAAGCUAUGGCGUCGUUGAGCAGAAGAAGCUGAUACCCGGGGGAGACAGAGUCACCGUGUGCAAGGAGAACAGGCAGGAGUUUGUGGAUGCUUAUGUGAAUUACGUCUUCCAAAUCUCCGUUGGCGAGUGGUACACAGCUUUCUCCAGCGGCUUCCUCAAGGUGUGUGGCGGCAAAGUGCUGGAGCUCUUCCAGCCUUCCGAACUGAGGGCCAUGAUGGUGGGGAACAGCAACUACAACUGGGAGGAACUGGAAGAGACCGCCGUCUACAAGGGUGACUACUCAGCCGCACAUCCCACGGUGAAACUGUUUUGGGAAACAUUUCACGAGUUCCCUUUGGAAAAGAAGAAGAAGUUUCUCCUGUUCCUCACGGGCAGCGACCGGAUUCCCAUCUACGGCAUGGCCAGCCUGCAGAUUGUCAUCCAGUCCACAGCCAGCGGGGAGGACUACUUGCCUGUGGCCCACACGUGCUACAACCUUCUCGACCUGCCCAAGUACAGCAGCAAAGAGGUCCUGCGCGCCCGGCUGACCCAGGCCCUUGACAACUACGAGGGGUUCAGUCUGGCCUGAGGCUCCGCAGCCUGCCCCCCGAUUUCCCUUCCUUCCUCACCGUCCACAUCGAGGCCCAUACCAUACAGAAAAUCAUGGGGAGUGAGUUCUAUUUUUUUAUGGUCCAAGUGGGUUGCAGCUUUGGAAUCCUGAACCCGAUGGGUGAGUGUCUGGGGUGGCAAGCAGUAACCUUUUGGAAAAAUCAGGGGUUGGGGAUGGGGGUGACAGAUGGGCCCUGGAAUGGGAGGUGUUUUUGUUUUUCAGCCAAAUCCCCCAGGUUCCUUGCACUCGUGGCCGUGUUGCACUCUGCUGGAUAAAAUGCCAGUGGAUUUUGACACUCCCGUUUCCCCAGUGUCUCUCUCAGCCCUGAUCUCUCCUCACCAAGCUUCCUUGCCCUUGGCUCCUCCCUUCUCCCUCCUCUGCAAGAGCAAUCAGACCCUCCCGUCCUUGCCCACCUGCACAUGCAGGACGUCCUUCUCUGCAGCCUUGGCAGUGCUCCCAGCUCGUUGCCGCCCAGCCAUAAGGACUAAGGCGGAAAGGACUCCUUCAGAAAUUCCCAAGUCCAGCAGGCUGAAUCGGGAUCCAUUACUCUGGCGGAACUCGUGAGAAUUUGUUGGAGAAUUUAAUUUAAAAAAAAAAAAUCCUUGCUUUAAAAAAAAAAAAAAAAGUUGUCGAGGGACUAGCCGUCUCCCUCUGGCUCUGCCUGUUCCCGGCUCCCCUUAAAGGCGUGCAGAGCCUCUUAGAUUUGCAGCUGAGCCAGAUUUUGUCUGGUUACUCCGCCGAGCCUUUUGACAAUAAGACGAGGUAACAGGCCCCCACCCCCUCCCAUCACUGUGCUUUUGGAGCAAGUUGCGUUCAUUUUUUAAGGAGUAAUUCCUCCCAGAAAAGUAGAAAUAAUAAAUUUCUUAUCCUGUUCCCUGUCACUUCCUGCCUCUACCACUGUCCCCCCCCCCUUCUCUCUUCCCCUCAUCCCAUUCUUGGUGACCUGACUCUGUCCCCUUCCUCUCCGCUCCUUCUAGUGGAUGCAUGCGGUCUGCUUUAGUUUUUAUUUCUAUUUAAAUUGCAAAAUUUCUACUCAGAUUUUUUUUUUUUCUCCUCUUCCCUAACGGUUAAGACUCAAGGACAUUCUUUAUUAUGGAACUUUUGUUUUAUUGCAUUUGAAAUGUUUGUUUACAGUGGGAUUUCGGAGGGGGGGAUUGUGUUUAAAGCAAAUAUAUGUAUUUCAAGAAUCAUGACAUGCUCACCUUCUUCACCACGGAUAAGAACAUGCUACAUGAGCAAAGAAUCUAUGUCCGCCUAAUUCCUAGUCACUAGAGAAGAGACUUAUUUAUAUAAAACGAAGUAUUUAUGAACCGUGAGACAGCAUCAAAUCUCAAUGAAGGAUUGUAGAUUUUGGCUUUUUCUUUUUGUUUUUAAAACUUAUUCCAAUUGCUAAAUUGGUAGUUUUUCAGUCUUUAUAAUACAAGAUUAAAAAAAAAGAUAUACUGUUAUACGAAAUGUUUAUUUUCUAUGUGUGUGCAUAUAGUUCACUAUUAUGCAAUAAAUUUGGUGUUUUAACGUAA